Aspergillus vadensis CBS 113365 is the source of this 1548-nucleotide messenger RNA. RefSeq names its product FAD-dependent oxidoreductase. Bases 6 to 1190 code for a protein of 394 amino acids. The transcript is spliced from 2 exons. NCBI's taxonomy places the organism in Eukaryota, Fungi, Ascomycota, Eurotiomycetes, Eurotiales, Aspergillaceae. The record is from RefSeq and is a predicted model, not a curated record. Gene Ontology annotation, molecular function: FAD binding; monooxygenase activity.
UCGAAAUGUCCACCUGGCGCCCCGGCAAACGAGUCGCUAUCGCAGGCGGUGGACCCGGUGCUAUAUCCACAGCGCUGGCAUUCAUCAAGCGUGGCUACGACGUGCGGGUAUUUGAGCGACAAACCGAAUGCCGUGCCAUCGGAGGCGCGGUUCUCCUUUCCAUCCCUGUGCUUGCGAUUUUGCGCUCCUACGGAAUUAGCCUCGAGAACUUCGGAUCCUAUACCUCGACCUACUUCAAGAACAAAUGGGGCAAGGAACGGGCCCUGCUGCCAUUUAAUGAAGAAGUCGAAAGACGGAUGGGCAUCAAGGGUUGGCAAUAUGGCGUCUUGCGUUCAUCUGCUUUUCAGAAAAUGCUCGAUCUUGUCCCCGAUGGCGUCAUUUUCUGCAGUCACGAAGUGACGGGAUACGAGGAGGUCGAAGGUGAGGUGGAAGUCAAGUUCAAGGAUAGCAACAUCACACCCAUAAAGGCCGAUAUCCUAAUUGCAGGAGAUGGUAUUCGGUCCGCCGUUUCGCGUCAGGCAUUUGGUGACCCGCAUCUGUUCCACACAGGCAUCCGGCUUUGGCUCGCGUGGUGUGAUCACAUCCCUGGGAUUCCUGCCAACACUGGUGUCAUCUCACACGACUGGCAAAACCAAGCGAGCUUCUUUCCUAUGUUACAUGACGGCAAGCCGGGAUUCGAGUGGUGGGUUGUCGAGCCGGGGUGGGAAGGAAAGCCGCUUCCUGAGGAUCGCAAGACCUACGUAGAGAAUAUUCUGCAGGGCUGGUCGGACCCCAUGCGGCAGCUGGUGGAGGCCACUGAUUUCGAUACGCAAACGUGGUCUACUGGGAGGAUCGUGGGUGUGGGAGAUGCGGUGCAUCCUGUUUCGCCAUAUGCGGCGUACGGAAUGGGGAUGGCUGUCGAGGAUGGGUAUUAUCUUGCCAAGGCGCUCGAAGGAGUUGAUCUACGGGAUUCGAGGGCUGUCAGUGCAGGCUUUGAGUUGUUUGAACGACAACGUGUGGACUAUGUAAAUCAUCACAUGGAGUUUGCUCGGUUUUUGAGUUAUGUGUUCCAUAAUUUACCUUGGCCAUUGGCGAAGCUGAGAGACUUGGUGUUUGAUUAUACACCAUUUUUGAGAAUAUUGCUGCAAAAAGAAUAUUUGAAAAGAUCGGAGGAUGAGACAAUGGAUCUGAAGGAGCUUCAUGUCGUUUAAGUGUGUCAGUGUACUAUGGAUUCUUCUCUACUGGUAGUAGACCAGUAGGCUUUGUGUAUAAUGAAGUGUUCUAUUAAUGAUGGAGCCAGAAGCCUCGGCAGAAGCAUACUUGGUACUUAACAGACAUGAUAAGCCAUGAUAUGCUCUUUGUCUUCAAGAGUUCAGACUAAUCCGCGCAGGUCUCUCUAUUCUUCGACAUCCACAAUGCGAGGACUGGCCUGGUUCGGUGCGUGGAAAUAGCGGCCACACGGAGAUCACUGACCCACCCAGAAAAAAGGUUACUGACUCUUUUGUACUAUUCAAUCUUUGCAAGAGCUUCAAGAUGGACACGUCUACCGAGAAGGAUCAACAAGGUGUC